Molecule: messenger RNA, 1437 nt
Organism: Penicillium daleae
Lineage: Eukaryota; Fungi; Ascomycota; Eurotiomycetes; Eurotiales; Aspergillaceae
Product: Ytp1 family protein
Exons: 4
Coding region: 1-1437 (478 amino acids)
Source: RefSeq, a predicted model, not a curated record
AUGACCCUCUCGCGACAAGGGGUCCUUUGGGGCCUGGUGCUGCUUGCUGGUCUGGCGCUUGCCCAUGGUGGCCAUGAGGCUGUCCCCGAUGGCGAGCCGAUCUCGUUGGAACCCAUUGACUCGACGUUAUGGACACAUAUGAUUCUUAUGGGUACUGCGUUUGGGAUUAUUUUCCCGCUGGGCAUGGUUCUUGGGAUUGUUCGCUCGCGCUGGCACGUCCCCGUUCAGAUUGUUGGCACUAUUAUCGCCGUGGUGGCCUAUUUCCUCGGCCACGCCCAUAAGGGUCGCCAAUUCGGCAAAAAUGCCCACGCCUCGUUCGCAAACUGGUUGAUGCUGCUCCUCGUCGUGCAGGUCGUGCUUGGAUUCUACCUGAAGCUGCAUCUGGAGAAGGCUGGCCAGGGUCGUAUCCGGUGGAUUUUCGUUCUGGCGCACGGUAUUGUCGGCAAGAUCAUGCCGAUUGUGAGCUGGACGCAGAUGCUGUUCGGUGGUAUUGCGGCUCUGGGCUUCUGCCAGGGCGAUCAUAUGGGACAGUGUCUGGCGCAUUUCAUCAUGGGCAGUGCUUUUAUCGCCUAUGGUAUUUGCUUGACUAUCUUGUUGCUGGUGGGCCAGUAUUGGCUCCGCCGCACGGGCCGGAGCCAAGAAUUCUUCGACUCGUUGAUUAUCGCCGCGUGGGGCUGCGUCAAUACCUUUACUGAACAUCGCUGGGGUGGCCCCUGGGUUCACAAUGAUCUCCAGCAUACUACGAUGGGUAUUGUCUGGUGGUGCGCUGGUCUGUUGGGGAUGUGGUUGAGCCGUACCCGCAAUGGCCGGCCGAAGCGGAACUUGAUUCCUGCCAUUGUCAUCGGUCUGACUGGUUAUGCGAUGUCGGCGCACACGCAGUCCCUGAUGAUUAGCACCAUGGUCCACAGUAUCUUUGGUUAUACCCUGAUGGCCGCGGCUCUGACGCGUAUCAUUGAGAUUUCGUUCGUCCUGCGCGACAAGCCCAAUGUCAGCAUGAGCGGCGCCGAGCCGAACAGCUUCCAAUACCUUACGCCUUUCUUGCUGUAUGCCUCCGGCUUCCUGUUCAUGGGCGCUACUGAGGAGCAGAUGGAGCUACUCAGUCAGGCGGGUAUCAUGCAUGUUUCGUAUAUCUUGAUCUUGUACAGCAUCGCCUUCAUUCUCUUCCUAUUCGUCAACAUCCUCCUCCACAUUUACGCCGUCCACGCCUGGCCCGAGGGUGCCCCCGAGGAAGAAGAGGUGGCUCACAAGUACACCAACGCCAAUGGUGGCUACAUGAACGGCCACACGCGGACUGCCGACGCCCAGCGCAUCUCUGAUGCCGAGGCUUUCGAAUUGGAGGGUCUGAUCAGUGAUGAGGAGGACGAAGCUGGCUCCUCGAUGCGCCCUAAAAAGACGGCUGAUGAGGAGAUGGGUGCUAAAGAGGCCGCUCGGUCUUGA